Molecule: messenger RNA, 629 nt
Organism: Arabidopsis arenosa
Lineage: Eukaryota; Viridiplantae; Streptophyta; Magnoliopsida; Brassicales; Brassicaceae
Source: the annotation of a GenBank genome assembly
AUCGUCUUAACUCAAAUCUAUGGUUUGAGAAACUUUAACCGAAUGGACGAUCUCCAACCGGAAGAAACACUAGCGAUUCACAACCAGAUUCGAGCCGCGGUCGGGGUUGCUCCAUUGGUGUGGGACGAAAAACUUGCUGCCCAUGCACAGAGGUACGCUAACGUACGAUCCCAAGACUGUGCCAUGAAACAUUCCACUGACGGAAUGUACGGCGAGAAUAUAGCCGCUGGGUGGGUCCAACCUAUGGACACCAUGAGCGGUCCGAUCGCGACAAAGUUUUGGUUGACGGAAAAGCCGUAUUACAUUAUGCCACCAACAGAUGUAGUGAACCGUGUGGACAUACACUCAGAUUGUGGCUAAUCAAUCGACACACCUUGGUUGUGGUACGGUUAGGUGUUUUAAGAAUGAGUAUGUUUGGGUUGUAUGUAACUAUGCUCCUAGGCCGAUGGGUGAUGCCAAUACUCGUCCGUACUGAUCAAUACCGUAUAAUGUGACUAUUAUAGAAAAAUUAAGAUAAUGCGUUAUUAUAGGCACGAUUAUAUGCGACAUGGUUUGCAGUUAGUAGUUUGUAUUAGUAUGUUGAUGUCUCACUAUCUAGAUUCAAGUAUAAAUAAAUGCGUGUUUUGAGU